Porites evermanni is the source of this 22338-nucleotide messenger RNA. NCBI's taxonomy places the organism in Eukaryota, Metazoa, Cnidaria, Anthozoa, Scleractinia, Poritidae. The record is from the annotation of a GenBank genome assembly.
CGCCGCAAGGUGGUAGUAAAACAAUCUUGAAUUUCUUUUCUCUCCACUUGACAUCUCGUAAAGUAAUAUUGAAAUGAAGUAUUGUCUUCGUUUCGCCUUCAACAAAUGAAAAUUGCACAUUCAAAUGUUCAUUUAUUCAAAUCAUCAAUUACAAUCAUCGGAGGGAAUUUCAAUUAGGCCUUGUGUACAAUGUUUUUCUUAGUUUUUGCUGCAUUUUUAUCAACUUAAAAGCGGAGACAAGAUAGAAUUUUCGCGGGAAGGAAGACAAUUUUACACCACUCUUGCGUUCUUCAAAUUUUGCUUGGUAAUUUUGGCUAAGAACUGUAGAUUACUUUUGGAGAGAUAAACAUCUCUACAGGGAGCUGACGAAAAGUGUGUUUCCGAGAAAAGGCGUAAAAAUGUGCAUUUUUUGUUUGGGUUUAAUCUUUUCUUCUACCACUUCAACUGAAAAUCCUCACCGAGUGACGUUUUUUCAAUCACAGCCUCUGGUCAUGAACAAAUGUAAGUAAGGCUAGCUUAGGUUUAUUUCAGCUUGUUAGAUUUAUUGAGCACAGGUUAGCCUAACAGUAUAAUUUCCAAUAGCAUGAGCCGUGUUAAGAGGUUAUAAAAAAUUGAGGGGUGAAUAGAAUUAAAAGGGAAUUUACAACUUUUAAGUAUUAUUCUUCAACCAGCUUACUCUUGGAUUCAUCCAGAUUCGAUUGUUUUUUAUGUAUGGCUUUCUGUGGACUAAAAUACUUUUAAGUAUAAUUUGUCCUUAAUAUUUUAUAACCUAAAUGAAUCACAUUUAGCCGCUAACAUAAGCUUAUGUAUGUUUGUUUUAUCAAAUUUUGAGACAACAAAAAUGUACUGGCGUAGAGAACGAAAGAGGUUUACAUCAAGUUCGCCGCUUCGAAAAUGUGGUUUGCUGUGCCGUCGGAUUUUGGUGAUAUCAUUGUUCGUUGGUUGCGGUUUAAUGUUUAAAGCGCUGAUAACAAGAUUGGAAUGGAGCGACGGUAAGUAUUUCAGCUCUUUUUGUAAAAUUCUGACAGCUAACUUUUUAAGGUAUUGAUCAAGGCUGUUUACGUUUACUGACUUGCACUAUAAAAUGCAAAAAAAACAUGUAAGAAAUGCAUAACAAUGAACACGAUCGGCAAAUUUUAUAGUGCCUGAUAUUAUCUUCAGCCAGUUUUCAUAAAAUAUUCAGUUUUUCAGGGAAGCAGUGUCUUUUUGAAAAAUGGAAUUUCUGCCGGCUCUUUAUAAACAAACUCAAUUUUUGACAGAGUUCAAAGAUAAAGGCUGAGGUAGUUUGGGUUUACUUCCAAAAGUGUAAGCCUGGUUGAUCAUAAACGAAGAGCCAUAAAUAGUUCAAGUGUUUAAAUUUAAGCUUACAAUUCUCAAACCAGAAAAUUAAAAAAUAUUUAUAUUCACAACAUAAACCGACCUAGCGGACGAUCCAGUUGUAUGGUGGAAUUAACCUCAAAUUUUGCCGCUAAAAUCAGUUUAUCUGGCUCCACCAAAAGAUCUCUUCUGAUUCAUGUAAGUUUAUUCAGCUCAGCGAAAAUGUAGACGAAUUUGGGAAAAUGAUGGAAGUUGCUAGUGUAAGCUGUCAACGCAAGAGACAGGUAUAUUUUCGUUGAGUGACAAUUAGAAAACUAAAUCUUUCUCGAUAAAAAAGCCAAUAAUUUGUAUAUGAUAAUUACUUAUAUGUUUGAAGCAAGCGGCUGUAUAAUAUUUGCGUUUUGCUCGUUAAGUGAUACAAAAUACAGACCUCUAAGCCAAGGGAAGAAAAGAUGAUUAAUUUUUCGUUUCCCACCAUAAAGUUACAUGCGAUGAAAACAGGCAUGAAGCCCUUACGUUUUUGUUUGUAGUACAAACGAGUUACAGCUUAUAAUAACCUCCGUGAUCUUCAUGAGUCCAUUCUCUGUUUUUUUUCUCUAACAAGAUGUUUAUAACCGAGCAUACUUGACGUAUCGCAAGAAAUGCUUCGGGGAGUAAAAUUUUAAACCUUCUAAAACGGGUAAUUAUACUAUGUCACCGUGAAGAAAAGAAAUAGAAGGCCACCGUUAAAUACAACAGUCCUCUUUAAUCUUAAAUCUGAAAAAUACAAAACCUAGUACCUGUCUGGGCAUUAAAAUAAAAUUGGAAUUGAUACUGUCAAGAUAUCACUAAUUGCACUAAUUUCACUAAAAGCACUAGAGGUUUACAUAAAAAUUUGGUGAUCGGUAAGAUUAGAUUAGUUUAGAUAGACUUCGAAAACUUCGAUUGUUCUUUUUUGAGACAAAAUCUUUUGAGUCUCAACUUGAACCUCGCCGCUUUCGCUGCAGUUGCCCAAUUACUAUACAAAUAAAAUGCUUCAAUAUUGUCCCGAAAGACAAAUAUUUUUAAUUCACCUACGGCCUUGUUUGAAAACAAUUACACUAGAGGUGUUAAGCACACCCUUUGAAAUGACCUGCAUCUUAGGUUAUUAAAAAAUGCAAAUUUUGUUUUCCUGGCUACACACUAUUGCUGUGUAAAACGAAAGAAGGACAAAAAUCGCAAAAACAAAGGUUUUCAAUUGUCUUGUGUACAGUGUUUCCGUAAAGUGAUGUGGUUCUUUGACUGAUCCCAUGUUCGGAUUAAGGAUUAAGCGAAGAAUAGACAAAACUCUCUAAAUAUUGCCCUCAGUUUGAACGGCGUCAAUAAACUAGUGUUCGUUCGUACCUUCGACACCUCCUGUGUUCUACCUUGAGUGUGAAGUUAGAACUUCCUUCCUUCUGCGGUAAAUAGAAGCAACUUUUGUUUCUAAACGGGAUGAUUUAAAUUGAGUACAUUACAAAUUGAUUGUCUAUUCCACACAACAAUAUCACUAAAUAAGUAUUGAAAGUAAGCAAUGUAUUUUAUCUUUCCCUUUAAAUAUUAUUACCUGUUUUUAGUUCAAGAUUUCACUCUACACAUCUUUGAAAACUUUGUUUAUUUAAUGAGAGAUUUAGAGUCACGAAUACGGCAAACGGCAAACGUGAAUUUGUACCACGUGACCAAUUUUCCCCUUACUUUGCGCUUUACUGUUCAUUACCUCUACCUCAAAAUUAGUAGCUUCGCGUUAGUUUUGUCCAUAAAAAUUGGUUUGAACUGUUUUUAUCUGCACGUUGUCUAUAUUGAAAAAUUGUCAACUUGAAUCUGACGUUUACCGUUUGCCGUAAACGGCACUCUAAAUCUCUCCAAUUUCUACCCUAAUAAGGAGUAUUCAUUACCAUUUGAGAGAAGGCUAGGAUAAGAAAGCGUUUUUCAGAAACCACCGUCAGUUAGCACUUUCACUUCGGUGCUUGCCGUUUAUUUCAACUAUUAAUUUUCUUUAACGAGCAAAGCUCUUAAAAGUUAUUGCGACAGCUUUGUAAAUUUUGCAAAACUACAAGAAGCCUAAGUAAAGGAAGCUUCACAAGCAUAAAAGGAAAUUAAUUCUCUUGAAUAUGAUUCUUUUUCUUCGCCACUAUAUCAUUUAUCAGCCAUCUACGUCCUGAAGAAUAUUUCUGGGGGGAUGAAAAGACUAUAAUGGAUCUUGAAAGUUCUACUAAACGACUCUCGUUUUUCUUGUAUUUUUCUACAGAAUCUGUUUUUCAAUCAAGGCAUCUGCUGUCAACGGUGGAGUGGGAAACGUGCAACUUUGAAAUAGGCCACGAGAGAAACUACUCUAAUCGAGAGUCUUGGACCGCGCCCCGUAAGGCUUAUGCCUGGCUAGCAUUGCACAUAUUUCUUAUUCUUGUUAUCUUUGUAGGUAAGUGAAGGUGUCGUUGUCACAAUUUAGGGAACGUUCUCCGGAAAAACAGAACUUUUUAAAUUUACCAUUGAUGCAUGAGACGCGUUUCGACGCUACUUUUUUAUCAUGACAUAUUACAGUAUAAAAACAGGUAUUAAAAUAAACUUGUUUGAAAAUCAUCGCUGAAUUUUAGCGCGCCCGAGUACAAAUGAAUUAUGUAAUCGAUUACGUAGACCGGUAAAACCUUUUGGAUUAGUUAGCAAGUGAUGUUUUUGCUCUUGUCAUUGUUCUGUAAUCUAAAGAAACGACGGCGCGCGUUUAUCUGCUUACCACAACACAGCUAGGCCUAUCUUUCUUACUGUUUCUGGCUAGUUUUUGUGAUUGUUUGAUUUCGAACCCAGUACAUGAAAAAGGGGAGGAAAACUAUGAAAAAAAUCCUUUUUUUUUUCAUUACUUUUUCACUCUUUCACUGGAGUAUAGCGACUUUCGCCGGGUUUGGUAUAGCGCCGCGGAUUUUAUGAAUUAUAUUUUCGUGAUUCUUUCUUUUCUCCGCUCUAAAACACGUUCUUUACCUCAUUAACUUCUGAAUCUCUUUAUUAGUAAAAAAAGUAAUUGUACCAGCUGUAAGGCGUCUUGACGUAUUUCAAUAUAACUAAUAAAUGAACACGACCAAGUCUCCUAAUUUUCAUUUUGUUUUUUAUUUCUUAGCGCUUGCGAUUAUUUGCGACGACUUUUUUGUACCGUCAUUAGAAGCUAUCUCGGAAAAACUUGAUUUGUCCGAGGAUGUUGCGGGUGCAACCUUCAUGGCGGCGGGUUCCUCUGCACCAGAACUUUUUACCUCCGUUGCUGGAGUCACGGUUGAAAGCGAUGUUGGAAUUGGGACAAUAGUAGGGUAAGAACGUCCCUUGAAAAGUUUUGAUUUGCAAGUAUCAUACAAGGGCUAUUUGCUGAGCCAUGGGGAGCUGCGCGACUUAUGGGCUAUUUACACGGGUAAUUUUAUUGGCAAUUUUUUGCGCACUAGGACGGAAAACCCAAAUCGCACCUGUAAGCAGUCGGAAAUUUUACCGCAAUUUUUUAAUUGCAGCCAAGUGGCUGCAAUUUUGAUAAUGAUCGAAACUCCAGCAAUAGGGUCCUUUCGAUAUUUUUGACCGCGCACUCCUGAGAACUAGGUAGUCGCAUGUAAGCGAGGCUUAGAGGACACAAGAUGGCUGACUCUGCUGCAGGCAGUUUUCACUGUAAACCGGUUCCUUGGUUAAAAGAAUACUUAAAACAAAGGGGCAUUCAAGGCUCAGGAAAACGUAAGGUUGAACUGGUAGAACUUUGUGAGAAAAGUGAGGAGAUGAAAGUCCCAAAAAUUGCUGAAGAGGAAGCACCAGUCGAUCCAAGAGUUUCUAUGAAAGGGCAACUGAAAACCGAUGAGGGAGAUCUCGCAAAUCCGUUGGAUAACGAAAACCGUGUUUUUUCCCAAUGGACCAAAAACUUUACUGACGUACCGGACUUUAGAUUCCCCGAUCUUUUUAAUUACCUGGUGGGUAAAGAUCCCGUAUACAACAGCGAAAGCCUAAAAAGUUACAAAUCUUUAUUGGGGUACAAAUUAUUUUUUGAUGGACAUGUGGANUCCUUUCGAUAUUUUUGACCGCGCACUCCUGAGAACUAGGUAGUCGCAUGUAAGCGAGGCUUAGAGGACACAAGAUGGCUGACUCUGCUGCAGGCAGUUUUCACUGUAAACCGGUUCCUUGGUUAAAAGAAUACUUAAAACAAAGGGGCAUUCAAAGCUCAGGAAAACGUAAGGUUGAACUGGUAGAACUUUGUGAGAAAAGUGAGGAGAUGAAAGUCCCAAAAAUUGCUGAAGAGGAAGCACCAGUCGAUCCAAGAGUUUCUAUGAAAGAGCAACUGAAAACCGAUGAGGGAGAUCUCGCAAAUCCGUUGGAUAACGAAAACCGUGUUUUUUCCCAAUGGACCAAAAACUUUACUGACGUACCGGACUUUAGAUUCCCCGAUCUUUUUAAUUACCUGGUGGGUAAAGAUCCCGUAUACAACAGCGAAAGCCUAAAAAGUUACAAAUCUUUAUUGGGGUACAAAUUAUUUUUUGAUGGACAUGUGGAAGAACUUUGGUAUCAUCCACCUCAACCCAAUAGUAAUUACAGUUAUUUUAAGUUUGCUGUAAAGCCAACUGAAAAAUCCAAGACUGAUGAUGGUUCAGCAACAUACAGAGGGUUUUUCAUUUUAAAGAAGGAUGGAAGUGUCAAUUCAGCCUACUGCUUAUGCAAAGGAGGGUAUGUAUUUUCUUCUUUUGAUUUCUGAAGCCUGUCUAUGUGCUUGAUAUUCCAUAAACAUACGUUUGAGAAUCAAAACGUUUGGUCUUUUCGGUUGUUUUUCUCUGUGACAGGUUUUGUUUUAUUCAGAUUCGAAGGUUUAUAUUUUCCUUGUAGCAGUUGUAACAUGAGUAAAAAGUAGAUGCCUCCUGAAUUGAAGAUCUAAAUCAAUGGAUGCAUUAUUUUAAGUCUCAAACCUUCUGGAUCACUUAUGACUUCAGCACUAAGUAUUAAAACAGUGGUUCAAAGUCAGAAUCUGUGAGCCUAGUAACUGAACUUAUUGGCUACUUUACAGUCUAUCAGUGUGAACAAUGUGAGAUACAUAUUUGUCAUAUUGGUCCUCCUUUAAACAGGGCAGAUGGAGGUUGCCGGCACAUAGCUGCAGCAUUGUUUGAUCUAGAAGCAAAUGUGAGAUUCAAUGAUCUCCAAUCAUGUACAUCAGGACAGUGCAUGUGGAAAAAGAGAGGAAAGAGAAAUGAGGGAAGUUUGCCCAUUCAGGACCUUCAAACGAGUGGUAGUUACGGUGUGACAUUGAAAGACCCAAUUCACCCAAGAGAUUUUAAUCCAAUUUGUAUUCCCUAUAAUGUGACUGAACUGGAACAAGAUUUUAAAGCUGGGUUGCUGGAAACAUGUCCUAGCUCUUCAGCUCUGCCUUUUUUAUCUUCAACUAAAGGACCCAGGCAUACAGAGGAAGAAGUCAGAGCUUUCAUCAGCAGUGAUGUUAAUGUCUGUAAAGAAGAAAGUGUUCAAAGUGUACAUGUAUAUUCAAUGAAUGAUUACGCCAAAGUGUUUGUUUCUGUUAAUACUGAGAAAGUGAUGCCUACAGUUUCUAAAGAACUUGCAGUUGAAUUCCUCGAGUCUAUUCCAUUUAAUGAAGAGCAAGCAGAAAUGAUCAACAAGAAAACUGUCUAUCAAUCCCAGUCUCAAUUUUGGUUUGAUCAAAGGGCAGGAAGAAUUACAGCUUCCUCAUUUUACACUGUGUGCCACCUUAGAGAGAGCACAGACAGAAGAAACACUAUUAAACAUCUCAUGAAUUACUGUCCAAUUGCUGAAGAUGCCAUGCCACGACAGUUGACAUGGGGGCAUGAAAAAGAAAAGCGAGCACUUAGUCUUUACAUAAAAAAACAGAACAAAAAUCAUGAAAAGUUGUCAAUAGAAAAAAGUGGACUCAUUGUAAACACAUUAUGGCCCUUCUUAGGAGCCAGUCCUGAUGGUAUAAGGAUUUGUGCUUGCUGCCAAAAGAAGUUAAUUGAAGUUAAAAGCAUGUAUGCAAAAAGAAAUCUCCCUCCACAUGUUGCAGCUGAGGAGAACCUCAUGCUUGUGGAUGGCAAGUAUGAAAUUAAAAAAGAAACCAAAUGGAACUACCAAAUCCAGGGACUGAUGGGGAUAACAGGGAUUCAUCGCUGUGAUCUAGUUAUAUAUACCCUCAAAGGAAUAUUGAUUGUAAACGUUAAGUUUGAUAGUGAUUUGUGGAAUGAAAUGCUCCAAAAGCUGAGAAACUUCUUCGUGGAGUAUAUAGUUCAGGAACUAUUCCACCAUGACAUACUUAAGUCAUUAUAGAGUGACUGCCGUUAGAUGCUGAUUGUAAAAGUGAAGGUGCUUAAAAUUAAUAGUGUUUUUUGUCUGUGCUGGAUUAGAUACCACAUAAUUUUAUUGAUCUGUCUCUGGAUACGUUUAAUACAUGUUUCAUUUACCAUUUACAUACACUAAGUAGGUCUGCUUUUCUGCUCUCUGGACAAAUGCGUCAGUCAUUUGGCCAGUGGUGGUAGCAAAUUACACAGAGCAGCACAAACACUUAGAAUAUUGUCUGCAGUGGGUAGCAUUUGAAGAAGGAAGUUCCCUUGUAGAAUUCUAAAGUCCUUAAGACGUCCAAUAGCACGUUCAACGUGGAUCCGAACACUUGCAAUGGUACGGGUAGAUUUUACUGCCUUUUUUGAAAGUUGCUUUCCUGUGUAAGAGGAGAAAAAAGGAUUUUGAAUGAAGUAAAUGCCAAUUCAAAAGGUACUGAUAGUAAAGUACUUGCUUUUUUGGAAACCUUUUUUCCAAACAAAACCUGUACUAAAUUAUUGGAUGGGUGGAAGUGGCAAACCACUGCCUCACACCAGCUCUUUCUGAAUUUUCUGGAUCCACCCCUGCUAUGUAGACAUGUUUGGAAGUUAGUAGAGACUACCUUUAUCUUUGAGCAGUUCAACUUAACCCUAUAAUAUAAAAAAUAUUCCUAAGAAACUUCUUCUGUUUAGUUAGAAAGAUCCUUUUUACAAGCAACAAGUAAUGGAUGCUGUUAUAUCUGGUUUUUUUUUUGGUUUUUUUUUUUUUACUUUGUCCAGGGAGACCUUCUCUUUUAUCUUAGCAUACCCUCUUCCACCCCUACCCCAUUAGCUCCCUUUAUUGGAAAGGUACCUUUGCAAAGUGGUGGGAUAUUAAGUGCAACUUUCUUUCUUGUAAGCAGAUCUCUGAUGUUGAACCCCUUGUCGGCCAUAACAGAAUCCCCCUCUUCAAGUUUGUCCAGUAGACCACUUCUUUCUGUGAUGUAUCUGUCACUGACAUUUCCAGUCCAUAGUUUAGAAACAAAGGAGAAGUAACCUGUUGGAGUGAUUCCCACCAGUGCUUUCAUGGUAUUGUGCUGUUUAUAGUUACUCCAUGUAGCUCUCUGGGCACUAGGGGAUGUUGGCUUUUGCAAAAAUAUCUCUGUGCAAUCUAUUAUUAUUCGAGUGCUUGGAAAUUUGUUAAAAGAACUUGGCAACUUUUUCUUAAUUUCUUCCUUACAAGGCCAUUUAAGAAGAAUGUCACGAAAAACUGUAGAUAAAAAGCAAAUCCACGUUGUGAAAACUUUGCUAACUGAUCCUUCUGAUACUCCAAAGAUAUCUGUAAGAUGUCUGCUUAAAAGCCCAAGUCUGAGUCUCACCAAAGUUAAGAUAAAUUCCUCCAUAAUGGUCAAUAAUCUUUGCUUUCCAGGCUUUUUUUUACUUGAAUCUUUUUGAUAGCUUACUUUUUUUUCUUUGUUUUUGUCCCAAUACUUAAGUUUUUCUGCAAACGGCUUGAGCAAAUUAAAUAUCAUCAUAAAGCAAGCAAGGCUAGGUAUACCCGUAAAAAAUUUGACAGACUCGUCAUCUUUCAAAACAUCAUCCACAAAGAGCUCUCUUUUCAAUUGUUUUUUGUUUGAUAACUUUGAUUUAAGUUCGGCGUUCUCUUGUUUUAAAGCGUCAAUUUUACUGGUUAAAACCUCUAGAUCUUCGUAAGGAAAGUCCGUUUGAGUUCCUUUGUCGUUAGGAAGAAGGUGGCAAUAAUUGUGAUCUAAAAGGGCUGCAUCGUCGCUUAAGAAACAAAUGUCUUUGUCUUCCUCGGUAAGGCUUCUCUUUUGAGGUUCAGGACAUUUUUCAUCAACAGCACGUCUCUUUCUGUCCUCCAGUCUCUUUUCACGGGAAGAAACACGACAUUGGUGGGUCGAGGGAUUAAAAUAUUUCGGUAAUUCACCUGGAAUAACUUCUUUUCUUCCGCAAAGCGACUUUUUGAUGGAUGAAGCCUCGAAGUGUGCGCUGCAAAUCCGAGGGUUUUUUUGAUUUUGGAAUUCGGGAUCACAACGUCUACAGAAGUUUUUCCAUAGCCUUCUAAAAUGCCCUGAAGGAAAACAGAAAAAGGAUAGAUCCGGACGAUUCCUUGAACUGUUCGAGCAGUUUGCUACCGAACAAAAAUUCACCAUGACUUUUGCAAAACUUGGAGCAUUUCAACUUACAGUGAAGACAGUGAAUGCAUUUCUAUUUUUUUAUUUUCCCAGCUGUCCUCUAAGCCUCGUUUACAUGCAAGUACCUAGUUCUCAGGAGCGCGCGUCCAAUAAUUUCGAAAGGACCCUAUUUCCCGUAAAAAUGCCAACUUCUGUGCACCACAUUUUUAUUUUGGCAUUGAGAUCGACGAUGCUUUCACGCGACAAAAUGCGCGUUAAAAUCGCCUAUGUAAAUACGUGUUUUGGGCAAUCGUAACCUUUCUGUUAUCCCUGUGAACUCCAAAGGGCGUAACCAGUGCUCUGUAGUUAACUCAGUAGAAGCGGGAAGGGGGGGGGGGAUUACUCGGGGGAAACGUUUGUGCAGCGAUUCUCUACCCAGUCUGUCAAAUAACCUUUGUAUAGGUAAUCAUGCGAUUCCGAGUUCGAUUUGGAAUUUAUUUGCACGAGUGUGUUUUUCAAAAAGUAUUAAGAAAUUUGAGCUCCCUGCAAAAACACGCGAAUGAAAACUAGAGUUAAAGUUAACUAUAGAUUUGUGGAUUUCUUUGCAGCGAUUUAAAGUCCAUUGUAUGAAGCAAAUGUAAAAGGAAUAGACGGGAGCUUCGCUUUUAGCUUUGCUUAAAUCUAUAUAUUGGUUAUGCUACUAUAAAAAGCAGGUAAACAGCCACAGGAGGCUAUAUUGAGUUGGGAUUCCUUCUUUUUCUCUCUGCAGGAGUGCAGUAUUCAACCUGCUUGUAAUUAUUGCCCUUACUGCGGCUUUGGCUGGAAAGGUACGUCAGUCUUAUUUAUUAGAGACAUUUAGAAUCACCGCCGUAACGCCAAACGACGACAAACGUCAAAUUAAAGUUGACGAUUUCUUAAAAUGUGCAGAAACGCGUCCUUGGGUGCCGUUUUUUUAGUGGAUAAUGUGUUUGUUUGUUUGCAUCUGUCCAAGGAGGACACCUCCAAAAAAAUCUUAAGUUUGGCUAAAUCUAUAUUCUGACCUUUUUCAUUCUUGAAACCUAUUUAAAACACAUUCGGAGGAAAAAUAUGUUCAAUUUCAUUAUUUUUUAUUCUUAUUUUUCGUUAUCAUGGUGUGUGAGUAACAAAAACUAUUAUUGCAAACCCACCCGACCUUUAUUACAUCUAUGGAUCGAUUAAGGAUUCUGAGAAACUGCCCACCUUCCCCUCCCCUAAGCCAACAGUUUACCUCAAGUGAGAAGUAAGUGUUAAUGUUAGCUUACGGGAGGGGUAGGUGGGUACUUUCCCAGAGACCUAAUUUGCUCCACAUUUUUCACUAAAAAGUCUUCAACCAUUCUAGCAGUUACUUGAAACAUAAUAUACAGAAUUUAACAACUAAAAUAUGAUUUCAUUGUUGCAAAGUUACAAUGAUUACUACAAUACAGUGAGUAUCGGACUUCCAUUCGCUAAAAUGUUAACACAGUAUAAAUUCGAGUGAAGUUUAAGAUGAUCCCUUAGUAAAAGAACCUAACAUAGAUUGUAGAUAAAACUUGGUACACUGAUGUAACAAGUCAAGAAGAUGAUAAAAAAGUAAUAAAAAGUGGGGGCCAUCGUGCUUGUUUUGACGUCACAAUGCUGACAAAUACGGCUAUUUAGGACCCUUUGACAAAAACCGUGUGCAACCCAAAACUAGACAAAAAGGAGAGGUUUUUUUGAUGAUGCAUGUGGUAUCGCACAUAAUUUGACUUUCUUGUAUUGUUUAUCCACUUACGUACCAGAAAAAUGCCUUUUAAUGCCUUUUUUUUACUUUACGGUCCAAAGUAGAAUUCAAUUGCACACGCGCGCUUUCGACCGCUGAUGGCUCAAUCCGUACAAUUUAGCAAAAUUGCUAAAAAACUGAACAUAGAUUUGUGCCAAUUUUUUCCUCAUCGAAAGGAAGCAAUGUCCCUAUUAAAAUCAUGAAAUAAAAAAUGGGGGUCACCGUACUCGUUUUUGUGGUAGAGCUGCAGAAAGUGCGCACCAAAAGCAUUUUCUCCGAUUUUUGAGAGAGGACUGGGUCGAGUUUCAAAAAAGACUACGUGUGAAAGGGGGAAGAAAUUAUUAAAAAAUCCGUUUUUACAUAAUUUACAUCGAGAUAUCACAUUUAAGACACAAUGUGAUAAAGAAAGUGAGCAAGCACAGGUUGAACAUCCACUAUCGAGGUUCUCCGUGGGGAGGUCGAACUCAGCACUGACACGCGUACUGCUUACGUUAUGCACAUUCCCGACACAUUGAGUCUCACCUCGGCAAGAAACAACCGCAGGCAAAAAAAUUUCAAUAGCGUUUCCCUUCAGUCAACUUCAUUUUAGUAAUGUUACUUCACAUGCUCUUUUUUACGGCGGCCAUCUUGUUAUGCGCAGUAAGAGAUGCGCAGUGCUAAACCAGGGAAUCACCUUAAGUUAGAAAGUUAAACCAAACGAAAAAAAGUUGAGUAAAUAAAGCAACCACGUUUAGCACAGUGAAACCGCAAAUUUACAGACACUUAAAGGUCAAGUAAUACGGGCAACAUUUUCGCACAACUUGUCGCGCAACAUUGUUGCGUUGCAAGUUGAAAAGGGCUGUUGCCCGUAUUACCAUCUUCCCUCUCAACUUGUCACGCAACAAAUUUCGAUGUUGCAAGUUGCAGCUCUUUGAAAAAAUCAUGCGUUGUGAUUGGUCAACAUUGUGUUUUUGUGUCAGCAAACAAAAUGGCUUGUUGACCUUCUGUGAUUUCUUUUUUUACCUCCCUUGUCAAUACCGUUCUAAGGCUAUGUAGCUGUUUUUUAAGACAGUUUGGUGAAAUGUUAAAUUUUUGACAUAACCCUUCCAGAGCUCUUGACCUCCGUGACUUGUUUUUAUACUGUGGUCCACAAGUUUCCCACAGACAAGAGUGCUUUUCAAGUUCUUUGCACAAAUCUUUUCUUUGGGCCUCUGACAUUUUUUCACUAAUAAAUUCACAAUCUUGGGUCUCAGCAUUCUUAACCUCCACAACCUCGGCCAUGUUUACUUUGCCCAAAUCGGAUAUGCCCGAGGUCAAGCGCGCGCUUACUCACCAUCUUUCCCGCGUUUUUGGUGCGGGAAAAUUGACCAAUCACAAGUGUUGUGAAGUGUAGCAAGUUGUGAUGCAAAUGAUAAAAUUGAAAGUUUGUUGCAAAAAGUAAAACUCAGGUCUCCUUUGCGCAAUAUGUUGUCACAACUUGCAACAUCAAGAUUUGUUGCGUGACAAGUUGAGAGCGAGGGUGGUAAUACGGGCAACAACGCUUUUCAACUUGCAACGCAACAAUGUUGCGCGACAAGUUGUGCGAAAGUGUUGCCCGUAUUAAUUGACCUUAAGGAGAAGUUAAGAAUGUAUUUCUUUCAAAAGCUGGCGACAGAAGCGCGAUUCCCUGCCAAACGGUGAACCAAAGUAGAAUCCUGCGGCUAGCAAACGCAUUUUCUCUGUGAUAAGAUGCUACUGAAUACGACUGGUUUAUUCCUUUAUCUUUACGUUAAACCCAGCUAACAAUACUGUCAAUACUUCUCAAUUCUGUCAAAAAUAUUUUUUUGGAGCAAGUUCGGUUAAUAGGCUGAUUUAGCAACAGAACGGGAACGUCAUUUGACGACGGGAAAGCUCGCGGAAAGGACUAAACUCGACUUCCGGUGCGCAAUUUGCGGCUCUGCCAUUGGUCAAGCCUAAUAUGAAGCCGUUUCAUUUUCGAUGGGUUUGAAUAAGGUUCAGCAAACUUUUAUUGUGGUACAGAACCGGAAAAUUUGACGCGAAAAAAAAAAAACAAAACAAAACAAUGGGAGUCUUUUUUUUACCUCUUGGUUAAUUCGCAAAGAAGAAUUGUUGUUGAACUCAAAAUAUGCUAAAGGGUUCUCUAGUUAUUUUAAACAAUGUUAUUUUGCGUUUUAAACUGUGCGUUGAAAUUUUCUUUGUGUUCAACUACUUAUUGAGUUGGGCGCGAUAAAAAGCUUGCUUUUUUAAUCAUCAGUCAAAUUUCAAACAACAUGACUCAGACAAUGCAGAUGGUGCAGAGUUCACAAAGUUAUGCAUUUUACCGAGUUCAGCUAACUUUAAAAAAAUGUUAUAAUAAAAAGACUGAAUGUUCUAUUAAAUAGAAAUUAUUUCCCUGUUAUGUUAUCGCAUUGGCCAAGAAGGAAUUAACUCUAUACACUUUGAGAUACUUUUAGGUACUUUAUCCAUACCUUUUUUUGCUUGGGCAAGAAAAUUAAAAUAAACUGUUGAUACCCGGUUACUUACCUUGUACAAAGCGCGAUUAUAACAUUGCUUGCAAGAGGAACAUUCACGACAAUAUGAAUAAACCAAGUCUAGCUUCAACAGUGUUUUAGGAAACACCUGCAGCCAAACCCAAAAGUGAGCUCAGAUGACUCUGACUGUCAUCAAGAAUAAAUAAGGACUUAUGAUUAUCGAAAUUUCCGAACUGGUGAGGCUACAACAUUUACGUUAAUUGAACGCUAAUUUAAAAGUGUUUUUUCAUUACUUAUAUUAUUUCUCCAAACUUGCCAAGGAUCCCUUUAUAAACGAUAACGGAGAUCGCCAAGUCUCCAUUGAGUAUGAAGCAAAUCGGUUGCUACAAACAGACAGUGAAGUCCUGGUGACUGAUUUUAAUUUGACACAACACUUGACGUUGUAAGAUAGAUGGCGGCUGUUAUCGUUAUUUAAUCUAUCAGUAAAUUAUUGGAUAAUUAAAAUUUCGCUCAGCUACGUGCCUAACAGCCAAGUAACAAAUAAGAUGAUUUUCGUUAUAUGGGUCGGAUCAUUGUCCUAAACAAGUAUGCGAUAUGCUUUGGUUGCUUGUUCACAUACGGAAACCCAGAAAAUGCCUUUGUUAGGAGCAUGAUAUUUUUCUCCUAAACACCAUAGUAAUGAAGCAAAGAAGGGGAUCCUCUUGUGCAAUUUGUUGUGUUUUGAGAGUUUUGACAUAUCUGCUUUGGUAUUUAUUGACACAAUGUGCGACAUCAGUUAGAGCAAAACAUCACCUUUAAUUUGUAUUCAUGACCAGAAAAUGCAGAGGCGAAAAUUAGCCCCAGAAAAUUUUGAGCUCAAGAAGAAUAACGCGUUAUGAAAUUGCUUAAGAAAAUAGAAAACUUUUUCGGGCUCCGGUGAACGGUAAUGUGUUAAACACAAAGAGAACACACGGCUUCCAAUGUAAUGGUUACCUCAUUUAGACAAACUCUUUUUCAUAUCGUUUCUUAGACUCUCAGGCCUCAUGGAAUAAUUUAAUUGGACGGGUAACCUUAUCGCUCCGCCGUGUUUCUAAAACCUUUGCUGGAUUAUGUUAAAGAUUAUAACUCAUCACUGGGUGAGGUUUUGCGUUUAUUAUUAUUAAUAGGCUGAUUUAGCAACAGAACGGGAACGUCAGUUGACGACUGCGCGCGCAAAUCAAACAACUGGCUUGACCAAUGGCAGAGCUGCAAAUUGCGCACCGGAAGUCGAAUUCAGUCCUUUCCGCGCGCUUUCCUGUCGUCAAAUGACGUUCCCGUUCUGUUGCUAAAUCAGCGCAUUUAUUAUCAUUAUUAUACUACUACAUGAGAAAUUUCUGCAAUUUGAUUGGCUCAGGGCAGUGGUAUUUCAGCUUAAUUUGAAAUACCUACAUGUGAAAAUUACAGCCCUUUUGCGAGUAGUAGUAUAAACAAAUAAUAGCAUGUGUGACAUUUCAAAAUUGUCUUAAAUUUCACUCGUCUAACGGCUCGUGAAAUUAUGUAUAACAAUUUUGAAAUAUCACUCGUGGUAUUUAUGCCAAAUAUCACUACAAAUCAUGCUAUUACCUAUACUAAUUUUCAUUAUUAGUAUUAUUUUAUGGUAGGUCCCGUUUGCGAGUAUCAUAAAGCGAAACAUGUAUUCUGACUGGCUACUUGAAAGGGUCACUAGAUAGGCAGCCAGAGAUUGUCCAUUUUGUCCCCGCAAGGAAAAUUUUGAUUUCGCCAAGCUGAGAGAUGUUGAAUUUUCAUUCCCCCCCUAGGUUCUGCAGUUGGACUGGAGACCGCUAAUGAGAGACUCUUUCUGCUAUGCCUUGUCAAUAGGUGUUUUCUCGUGGUUCGCGUGGGAUGGCAAGUUUGAGCUUUACGAGUCUGUAAUUCUUCUAGUCCUUUACAUUCUUUACAUUAUUCUGAUGAAGUUCAACACCAAGUUAAUGAAUCUUAUGGCUGGUACAAAGUAAGUAAAUUGCAGUUUUCUUCCUCUCAUGCUAAAGCUUUGUUUUGCAUAAGAACCUUUGAGCAAUUUUGUCCCAGUCUACUCUCUGGUAAAGACGAAUACCAUUGGAGGUGAUACAUUGUUUAUGAUAUAGCGACGUGUCCACCUUACACGGACAACAGAGAUCAACUCACGGUGUACGUUUUAGGACGGUGUUCGUCUUAAAGAGAGGGCUGGAUUUAAUUUUCCAGUUUUUUUAGUUUAUGUCCUUUCAAUCUUUUCUUUUGUUGACUAAUAUUUCGCUUUGUGAUUAAAUAUGACUUGUUAACUCAGCUGAACAAUUAAAAUAGUUAACCGGCUUAACGCGCCUAAUCUUUUAAUUCAUAUAGCCUGUAAAUUAACGUAUUUUGCAAUACCAAUUUUUUUUAUGAUCAAAUAACUGUUAAAUUUGAUAAUAGUUGUUAAAGUCAAAUCAAGAUCCAGAUCUGCCAGUCAAUUAAUUCCUUGUCUAAAUUAUAAGCCGGAAUAAAAAAAUAAUAGAGAUAACAGAGACUAAAUGAUUUCGCGUGAAAGUUUAUAGUAGUCGCGCAGCAAACAACAGGGGCACCCAGCAUCAAUUUUCGGAAAAUAUCUGUUCGGGAGACGAUUGGAGAUCUAGAAUUUUCGGAACAUUUGUCGUAAAAUUUCUUGCUUGCCUGCCUCUUCUAUGAUUUUCGAACAUCUAAAAACUGGUAUAAUUGCCCAUUUUUGACGGAUUAUUACCCUAAAUAAGUCACCUAGAAUUUUCGCGAGCCUUUUUUCUGGCUGAAAUUUUCGAAAAGGUAAGUUUUUAUCCCUAUAAUUUUCGGAUCAUUAGGCUUUCAGCUAGGAAAUCCGAACAGAUGAAAAAUUUUAAGGAGAUAAAAAUAUGCCCGUAUCUACCGUUUAAAUACUAAAAUACGUUAAGCAAUGCUAUGUUUAAGUGGUUUUGAACUAUACUCUCGAUGGGUGCCCCUGAAACAAUAAACGUUGUUCUUUAAACUUCUUUUUAAACUCUACCUGUUCACAAACAUUUUUCUUUCCAUUAACUUCUACGGUUUUAUAUCUUAUCGGUCAUGGAGCAGAGUUAUCUCAAGAGAUGAGGAGCUUCCGCUGAAUCCUUACACACUGUUAGUACAUCUUAGUUCAAUAUUAUUUCCCUAUCUUAUUUCACUCUGUUAAAUAAGCUUCGAUGAGCUCUUCCCCACUGAAUUUAUACAAGGUAUCGUAUGAUAGUGAUUAAAAAGAGUAAAAUUGAAAGCUAACAUUUGAAGAUCUGUUCUAGAGAAACUAGUAAAAAACCGAGCUAGUUUUAAAAUUUGAGAGUAUUUCGCCUUUAAAUAUUAAAUAAUUAUAAGACCGACGUCACACGUAUUCUUUAAAUAUAACUAAAUCACUCACUUUCUUCAACAUACAAGUAACAGUUAAACUCGUACUACAAGUCAAACCAUUGAUUUUCCCUAAGUAACCAAGUUCAAACAAAAUGAAGUUCAUUGGUUUCUUUUACUUUCUAUUCCUGCUAUGUUCUUGCCAACUAGACUAUUAACUGCAACAGGGGCACCCAACGACGGCUUCCACCUAAAUACAUUGAAAACACUUUUUAGGUUAUCCAGAGUACUUUUAGAUCCCUAGAUAUGCAUUCUAGGCAGCGCUAUAAAAUUUGCACCUGUUCGGUCAUCCUAGGGAACUUGAGUUUUUUCGAAAUCACAAGGGUUUCAGUAUCAUUUUCCCGAAACUUUUAGAUGCAAUUUACAUGUAACGUAUUACGAAAGAGAGAAUUUUUCUGAUUCCUCUCUCCAUCACAUUUUAGAAUCAGAAAAUGUUAGGUUUCCUUUUUCUAAUAAACAUAGCGUAACCUGGGUAGUAAAAUAUGAAAAAUUAAACUUCAGAAAAUAGCCCUAGUAGGGAAUUUAUUGCAUAAGCUUCGAAAAUUGAACAUGAAUGGAAAGGUCCUCGAGAAACUUUCAGCCGUUCUCAAGUAAUAGAAGAUUCUAAUCAAUACUUGCUUCUCAGCACAGAUAUUUAACAGAAAACAGUCGUUGGGUGCCGCUGCUGCAAGAACUCGCUUGAUAGAUAAAGCUGUUUACAUUCCAUGCGUCCUCAUCCUAUACCUUCAUUGCGCCUGUUUUGUUUUUAGGCACAAGGGAGGACAGGUUAGUCCGGCUCAACAAACAGAAGUGACGCAAUUUACGAGCAGUGAAAUUGAGAUUCAGGCUGACCAAAAUUCCCAAACUUCUUCAGCUGGUGUGCUUCACGGUCGCCAGGGAACACCAGCCGGCAAACUACCUCCCAUAAAAUCUGUGGUAAGUACACUUUUAGAAACCUCUGAAGAAAUCCCUCUUUCUGCUUCACAAAAAAGACAGCGAAAAAAAAAGUCUUUUACCCUAAGGUGAAAACGACAGCACGACUUGUUGAAAGCUCGAUUGAUUUAAAAACAUUUUUUUAUCUAGAGAACGCUUCAAAUGAGUGCGCACCAGAUUAUUCGUGCUGUUCAUUUUGAGAAAGAUAACACUUGUCCAUCGUGGGUCUGCGAGGUUCAGAUACAAAAGACUUCAUAUCAGUCUCAUCUAGUGUUCAACCAGACUGUGACGUUUGUUCCACAAGCGGUUAUGAAAUCUAUGGAAGUUUUAGUGUCCCGUCGUGUUCCAUUUGAUGAAUCUAGCUAUGCACUUUUUACUCGUGUCAAUUAGUACAUGUUUUCUGUUAAACAAAUUUCUUGUUCUUGUUUCAACUUAUAGGAAAGUAACUUAGCAGAGGGAGACCAAGCUAACCAAUUCUUAACAACCGGCUCUAGUCACACCAAAGGCAGAUUCGCUCACGCUAACAAAGGACAACUUUCUAGGUCAUUUGUAAGUGAAAAAACUUUGUUUGUCUUUUCUUUUGUGUGUUGAAAAAAGAUGCAAGUGUUAGCACGCUGAUGGAGUAACCUUACUCACUGAACUGCUUAAUACUCGCUGUGAAGUGCGGCAAGACCUAGGCCCCGUUUACAUGAAGAAAAGUUGUCCCGGGAAGAAGGGUCGCCAUGAGCAAGUCAACGUUUCAGUGAUUUUGUUACCUCUGCGUCCCGCGUCCCCGACGCUUAAAAAUCCCCAAAGACGCAAAAUAAUUCAUGGCAUACGUCCCGUGGGAAGCAAAGCUAUCUUUUUCACAAUAAUUCUGUUACGCGGAAUCGUUGUUUUGAAUAGUAGCCAUGGUUAGUUUGUUUAAAGGAAGUUAGUCCUUGGAAAAAGGUGACUUGCACUUUGAUUCAAAAAUCUAUUUCAACAUCUUUGUUUGGCGGCUCAACAUCAGCUAUAUGUACUUAGCCAGAGAGAGAGAAACUUCGUAUGUUUGCUUUUUUUUUCUAGAUUCAUAUUAUAUUAUAACAAUGUCACAUUUGUUAGGUAGUCUUAAGCAGUCGAGGCAGACAGGAGGAAUGGGCAUCAGUUGUGUUUCAGGGAUACUGUUAUCACUGGAAACUGAAGGCGGCUCGUCAGUAGAGACAGGAAGCGUAGAUAGUUAGCAAUUGUUUUUUCUUUUAUGCUUUAUAUAAGAAGGCUCGAAAUAUCUAUUAGCAAUAAAAGGUUUACUUGUCAAAUUAUUUGAAUAAAGAGGCAGCAAGUAUUCUAGUUUGUCUGUUUGUGUAGGUGAAGCAAGUAGUCAAGUUUUCCUGUUUGUGAAGGCAAAAAAAAAUUCCUUCUCUUUCUAUCGAUCGACAAAAAUAAACUUCAAACUACAAAGAGACAAAAUUCAGGAUCGAACACAAGCUGGAAACUUUUUCUACUCUUCAUUGUUGUCGAUGUCUUCGAUUCUAUUCAUUUUGCACACCAGCGUUUAUUUCAGCGUAAGAAACGAACCACACAAUAUCAGGGAAUUUUGCAUUUGACACGUUUAGUAGUUCGACCUGUUUAUGAUCUUUUUAAUACCUUCCUGUCUCUACUUUUCGAUCGAUCCUGUUUUCAAUCACAGAUUAAUCUAUCCUUGGGGCACAGCCAUCAUCGGUCUGUACCGCCUUCUGUCAAGCCUCGAUUGUCAAUGUCGUUUCCGGGUCUAAGAGAUCUUUAUGACGACCCUAAGGCACAUCGAAGGAGCUCAGUUGGAUUCCAUGGCCAUGUAGAAGGAAUUAGACUCAAAUCCGUGGCACAGCAACAGGUUCUAAAGGAGUACAGGCGACGGUCAGAUAUGAUCCAACAGCAACAGCCUACGGUCGCUAUUGUCCACGUUGACUCCAACGGCAACACGCAUACGGUACCUUUGGAUGAUGAAAAAAUUACCUCUGGGAUCGAUGAAGUAGACGAGGAACAGGGGGAACAAACCAUUAAGCCUUGCCCUUGUUUACCUGCGGUAUCUGCCGAGUAUCCAGAGUUUCCCGAGGAUGGAGGCUGUUGGGCAGCGUUUAAGUACGUUUUGGGCUGGAUCUUGUUCCUGAUAAGCUUUCCAUUCAUUUGUGCGUUCACUUGGACCAUUCCAGAUUGUAGUAAGCCACAUAACCGAAAGUACUUCCUCGCUUCCUUCAUCAUGUCCAUCGUUUGGAUAGCGAUCUUAAGCUUUGGCAUGGUCACCUUGGUUGGACGGUCAGGAUGUAUUCUCAGCGUGGACAAGUUUACCAUGGGUUUGGUGGUCAUUGCUAUUGGUACCAGUGUUCCGGUUAGUUUUUGAUACAUAGUAACUAUUUAAACAGGCCACUGAGCUGGACAAUGUACCCGUAAAAUUGUAAUCGCUUGAAAUUUAUGACGCCUUGUUAUUCGCUUAUUAAGCCCUAUUAAGCCGGGUUAGCCAAAUACCCUACCACCGAGCCACACCAGCACUUAAUUUGCAAAUGCCAACCCCCGGGACUUAAAAGGCGCCCAAGUCUCCUCGCAAUUGCCUGGGGAGGGGAUGGACGCAGCUAUGUAGUCAUCAAGGUUUCCGUUUGUCCUGUUCAAAGCGUUGGUGCUCUCAAGUCAAUUUAACUGGUCAUUUCGAUUGUCUGAAAAUCAGAUUGUCAGCUAAAAAUAUGUUACGGCAAAUUGAUUUUUUAACUUUAAAAUUUACUUUUAAUUAGAAUUUAUUCCUGGCUCAAAUUUAGCCAUAAACCAAGGAAUAUCAGGGCCCUAGUAAAGAAGUUAAAACACCAAAUAACAGUGAAGCAUUUUUUGCAGGCAUUUUCUUUGACCGACUCUGGUCGCUUUUCGGACCAAAAUUUGACAAGAUCUCAUCUGGUGUGCUUUGUUCUAUAUUCUAUUUAGGACGCUCUGAGUUCCAUCCUUGUUGCUCGUGAUGGAUUUGGAGACAUGGCCGUGUCAAACGCCAUUGGUUCAAACGUGUUUGACAUAAAUCUUGGCAUUGGGCUACCAUUUGUCAUCAGGGGCUUGAUUGAUAACUUUGAAGCUAUACAUUUGCUCUCGAAAGAGGAAGAGGUGGGUAUUUGAAUUUGUGUUUUCACCAAAAUAUGUGAUGCUCUGCAGCAACUGAGGGACAAGAAUCAGCACGCACUCUAAAUAUAGGUAACAUUCGCGCUAAGUGGUGUGGGGUCAGGAGGGGAGCGGGGGCUGCUUUUCGGGUUUCCUACUAUAACAGCCCUUUACUCGCGAUCUCUACCUGAUUAGUAGAAGGAUUUAGUUAACAUAAUGCGACGAAAGUGACAAAGGGGCAUUGGCUUGAAAUGCAAGACUAAAAUUUAAUUGAAGUAGUGUAUAGUAAAAAAAAGACUUGAGUAAGUAAAUCUUGGGGGUUUUGAAGGAAAGAGGGUCGUAAACAUCUUGGCCCUACGCUCUCGUUUAUAUAUACCUGUUUUUAUUUCUUUACAGGAUAUGUUCCUCUCAGGGGAUAUUGUAAUGGUACCACAUGUAAAAUUUGGUUUUAUUCUGCUGCUGAUUCUUCUAAUCGCACUGGGGAUUUUUGCCGCCUCGCAUUUUAGACUCAACAGGCUAAUUGGUAGCUCGUUUUUCUUCAUGUAUAUUGCCUUUGUAGUCUACGCCUACCUCCAAGAUAUGUUAUGUGACUACGAUUGCUGACUGGAAAACGUUGUUAGUAGUUGCUUCACUUUUAUGGCUGUCGCUCUUUUACUGGUUGCAGGAAAUGUUACUUUUUCAAACAAAAAAAUUUUUCCUUGAUUUGGGGAUCCUGCAAAAUUUUCCCUUUUAAUAGUAACAGAACAGCCAGUCAUAAACGACCAAAACCCUCAAACCGUAUUUGUACUCAAUCAAGACUUAAUUUAGAUAUUAUUUUUGUACGAGGACGUCUUUUAAAACAGCAACAAGAAAAUCGUAUUAAAGUUCAAAACUCAUUUUAAUGUUCCCUUGAUGUUUUAAUGAUCGUGAUAACACUUGUUACUUUUGAAGGAAACAUUACCACAUCAAGGGAAAACUAUAGUGAGAUGUGUUAUUGAUAUAAAAGAAACAUGAAAAAUUUACUUUACAUUCAGUGGUCUUGGGGAAGGAUUCGAGCAACAAAAUUAAAGAUUUCCCGGAUAUUUUUUUUUUUUUCAAAAUCUUUAUUUAGUUUUGAUAAAUAGAAG